Molecule: messenger RNA, 990 nt
Organism: Histoplasma mississippiense
Lineage: Eukaryota; Fungi; Ascomycota; Eurotiomycetes; Onygenales; Ajellomycetaceae
Exons: 4
Coding region: 1-990 (329 amino acids)
Molecular function (GO): methyltransferase activity
Source: RefSeq, a predicted model, not a curated record
AUGGACACCGGGGACCCCCACGACACUGUACUAGCAGUUGACCAGGAAGAUGCCGAUUCCAGCUAUGGAGGCGACCUAGCGAGCGAAACCACAUCGGUUACAUCGAGUAUUUAUAAAUUCCGACUUGAGCACGGGAGACGAUAUCAUGGCUAUAAAGACGGAGCCUACUAUGCGCCGAACGACGAGAAAGCGAACGAGACGUUAGAUAUCGGGCAUCAUGCUUACCUCCUCCUGCUGGAGAAAAAGUUAUAUCUGGCACCGAUAAGGAAUCCUCAGAAAGUUCUCGAUGUCGGGACCGGAACGGGCAUCUGGGCCAUCGAUUUCGCUGAAGAACACCCGCAAGCAACAGUUAUCGGCACCGACUUAUCCCCCACACAACCUACCUGGGUCCCUCCCAAUGUCUCCUUCAUGAUUGACGACUGCACCGAGUAUCCCUGGACCUACAGGGAAAACUCAAUGGACUUCAUCCACGUCCGCGACCUCUUCGGCUGCAUCCCGGACUGGUCCGAAUUCCUCGCCCAGUGCUACGAGACCACCAAACCGGGCGGCUACGUCCAGGUCACCAACCGCGCCGUGUGGAUGGAAUCAGACGACAACACGAUACCGGCCGACGAGAAGCACGCGUUGAAUAUCUGGAGGCACGAGUUCCGCGAAGUGGGCGAGCGGCUGGGGAAGACGACGACGAUCAUGGAACGGCAGCGGGAGGAGAUGGAGAAGGCGGGUUUUGUGGACGUUACGGAGACGAAGUUGAAGAUGCCCCUGGGUUCGUGGCCGAAGGAUAAGGCGCUCAAGGAGGUGGGGAGGUUUUAUUAUCUGGAGUGCUUGCAAGGGGUGGAUGGGUGGGCGUUGGCGCUGCUGACCAGAGUGAUGGGCUGGGACAUGGCGGAGGUGCAGGUCCUGCUGGCCAAGUUUCGGGAGGCUAUGGCUGAUCCGUCAAUUCAUUGUUAUGUGCCUGUUUCCAUUGUGUACGGACGGAAGCCGACGUCGUGA